Messenger RNA from Callorhinus ursinus (northern fur seal), 3864 nucleotides. NCBI's taxonomy places the organism in Eukaryota, Metazoa, Chordata, Mammalia, Carnivora, Otariidae. The record is from RefSeq and is a predicted model, not a curated record.
AUGGUGGUGCAGACGGACGGCAGCCAAGGGGGCUCGGGGGCUGCAUCCAGGGAGGGGCUUGACCCAGGGUCCCACCAUGGACUGCCAACCGAUGCUCAGGAGGAUGGCUGUGACCAGCCGCUGGCGUCCACACUGCCUGCCUCCUCCUUCAGCGGCUCCUCCGAGCUGUCCCGCAGCCACAGCCCCGGGUUUGCGAGACUGAACCGCAGAGACGGAGCUGGGGGCUGGACACCACACGUGUCAAGCAGGGGCCAGUGGCUGCAGCUCGACCUCGGGGACAGGGUGUCGGUCACCGCGGUGGCCACGCAGGGCGGGUACGGGAGCUCCGACUGGGUGACCGGCUACCUCCUGAUGUUCAGCGACAGCAGCAGGAACUGGAAGGUGUACCGGCGCGAGGAGAGCAUCGCGGGCUUUCCAGGGAACAGCAACGCAGACAGUGUGGUGCGCCACCAGCUGCAGCCGCCCGUGGAGGCCAGAUACCUGCGCUUCCUCCCCUCCGCCUGGAACCCCGAUGGCCGCAUCGGGAUGCGCGUGGAGGUGUACGGAUGCCCAUUCCGAUCAGAGGUGAUUGACUUUGAUGGAAAAAGUUCCCUGCUUUACAGAUUUGUUCAAAGUACCAGGAGUCCAGCGAAAGACAUCAUUUCUUUGAAAUUUAAAACCAUGCAGAGUUAUGGGCUUCUAUUCCACAGACGGGGCAGAAAUGGAGAUUGCAUCACCCUGGAAUUAGUGAAAGGGAGGCUCCUUCUGUUCUUCAAUUCAGGCACCACCGCACCCUCCCCGUCCGGCCCCGGGGUUGUGGCGCUGGGCAGUCUGCUGGACGACCAGCACUGGCACUCGGUGCUCUUUGAGCAUGCCCACCAGCAUGUGAUCCUCUCAGUGGACCAGCACUCGAGGCAGCUCCAGGCACGGGCACAGCUGAGUCACUUGGACCUGGAUCCUGAGGGCAAUGCCUCCUUCUCCUGCUCCGAGCCGCAGCCCGUGCCGGUCACGUUUCCGAGCGCUGGGAGCCACUUGGUGCUGCCGGGUACCCCGGCACAGGACGGGGUCUCCAUCAGCUUCCAAUUCCGGACGUGGAACCAGGCAGGGCUCCUGCUGUCCAGCUGGCCGCCUCGUGGCUCCACGGGCUUUCUGCUCACGCUCAGAGAUGGAGCCCUCAGACUGGGGCUGUCCCCACCUCCAGGACAAGCGAGGAGUGACGUCACUGCAGGUGCUGGACUGAAUGAUGGGCAGUGGCAUUCGGUCUCCCUGACAGCCCAGAGGAACCAGCUAAGUGUGGUGGUGGACCAGGCCGAGGCCUCAGUGGUUCACGCAGAGCUGCCUCUGGAGACCCACACAGGCAGUGCCUAUCACUUUGGAGGGUGCCUCCCUCCCAGCUCCGGGUCUGAAUGCGAGGCCUCGCCUGCUGGAUUCCAGGGGUGUCUGAGGCUCAUCUCCAUUAAUGCCCAAGAGGUGGAUCUGAUUUCAGUACAGCGGGGAGUGUUUGGGAACUCCAGCGGCCUGGACAUCGACUCCUGCGGCAUUCUGGACAGGUGCUUGCCCAACCACUGUGAGCACGGUGGCAGGUGCUCCCAGACCUGGACAGCCUUCUACUGCAACUGCACCAGCACGGGGUACACGGGCGCCACGUGCCACCACCCCCUCUACGAGCAGUCCUGCGAGGCAUAUAAGCACAGGGGCAAGUCCUCAGGGAGAUACUACAUCGACCCUGAUGGCAGCGGACCCCUGCAGCCCUUCCCCGCGUUCUGCAACAUGACAGACAUCCCGUGGACCGUCAUGCAGCACAAUGGCUCAGGCCUCACCAGGGUCAAGGGCGCAGACCAGGAGAACCUGCACCGGGCGGUGUUCCAGUACGAGGCCAGCCUGGAGCACCUGCUGGCCGCCAUCGCCCGCGCCGGGCAUUGCCAGCAGCAGCUGGAGUUCCACUGCAGGAGGUCUCGGCUCCGGGACUCACGAGAUGGAACCCCUCUGAGCUGGUGGGUUGGAAGCACCCAUGAGAUACGCACUUACUGGGCAGGUUCCGUGCCCGAGGCCCAGAUGUGUGCUUGCGGAUUAGCGGGGAACUGCGUUGACUCCCAGUACCACUGCAACUGCUACGCAGACCAGGAUGAAUGGACCAACGACACAGGUGUGCUGUCCUAUAAGGAGCACCUGCCCGUGACACGCAUCGUGGUCACAGACACAGCCCGCCCGAGCUCUGCUGUAGCCUACAAACUGGGGCCUCUGCUGUGCCAAGGGGACCGAUCCUUCUGGAACUCCGCUUCCUUCCACACAGAAACUUCAUACCUUCACUUCCCCACUUUACAUGCAGAGCUCAGCGCCGACGUGUCCUUCUUUUUCAAGACGAGAGCUUCAUCUGGGGUGUUCUUAGAGAACCUGGGGAUCACAGACUUCAUCAGCCUGGAGCUACGUUCCCCAGUGGAAGUGGCCUUUUCCUUCGAUGUGGGGAACGGGCCCUGCGAGGUCACAGUGCAGGCGCCCGCCCCCCUCAAUGACGACCGGUGGCACCUGGUCCGGGCUGAAAGGAACGCAAAGGAGGCCUGGCUACAGGUGGACCUGCUCCCGCCCGGGACACAUGCAGCCCCUGAGGAUGGGCACGUGCGCCUGCAGCUCAACAGCCAGCUAUUUGUGGGAGGCACGGCCACCAAACAGAGAGGCUUCCAGGGGUGCAUCCGGUCCUUGCAGCUGAAUGGGAAGGCGCUGGACCUGGAGGAGAGGGCACAGGUCACCCCGGGGGUGGAGCCCGGCUGUCCGGGCCACUGCAGCACCUACGGGAGUCUGUGCCACCACGGAGGGCGCUGCCAGGAGAGGCCCCGGGGGUUCUCCUGUGACUGCGAGCUCUCCGCUUUCUCAGGGCCCUUCUGCACGCAGGAGAUUUCUGCACACUUUGGAGCUGGGUCCUCAGUGACUUACAAUUUUCAUGAAUUUUAUCCGUUAAGUACAAACUCCAGCCCCCAUGCUGCUUCAUUUCAUGGGGACAUGGUUUUAGCUAGAGAGAUGAUCACAUUCAGUUUCCAAACACUGCAAACCCCGAGCUUGCUGCUCUACGUGGACUCCUUCUACAAUGAAUACCUCUCUGUUAUCCUGGCCAAAAAUGGUAGUUUGCAGAUUAGGUACAAGUUAGAUCUACAUCAGGAUCCUGAUGUCUUUAACUUUAACUUCAAGAAUAUGGCAGAUGGGCACCUUCACCACAUGAAGAUCAACAGAGAGGAAGGAGUGGUCUUCGUAGAGGUGGACCAGAAAGCCCGGAGCCAAGUGAGCCUGUCGUCUGGCACAGAAUUCAACGCUGUCAAAUCCCUCAUGCUGGGCAAGAUCUUAGAGCCCGGCGGCCACGUGGAUGAAGACACCAAGCAGGCUGGCGCUCGAGGCUUCUCCGGCUGCCUCUCCGCCCUGCAGUUCGAGCGCGCGGCCCCGCUGAAGGCUGCGCUGCAUCCCGGGCGCUCCGGGCGCGCCUCGGUGCAGGGGCCGGUGGCCUCGUCCGAAUGUGGGGCCGGCCCAGGAGGCGGCGCGGCGCGAGAGCAGACGCACGCGAGAGCAGAACGUCCUGGAGUGGUGGAGGAGGGGAGACCCAUGGCUGGCGAGACCCACGGACGCUCGGCACUGAUUGGAGGCGUGGUAGCCGUGGCCAUAUUCGUCCUGCUCUGCGUCACUGCCGUGGCCAUCCGCCUGUACCGGCAGAGGAGCUCGUACCCAACCACGGAGCUGGACGGACCCGGGAAGCAGGGCAGCUCCAUGGCCGUGCCCAGAUGUGAGCUUGGCGGGCCAGACGCCGUGGGUGGGGACCAGCAGUCUCCACAAUUCCGGUACCGUCUCGUCCGUGUUGGUUCUGAUGCCAUCGUGUUUGGUGGACUGGAGUCAGCUCCCUAG